Messenger RNA from Centruroides sculpturatus (bark scorpion), 1541 nucleotides. RefSeq lists its product as uncharacterized. The transcript has 4 exons. The record is from RefSeq and is a predicted model, not a curated record. Lineage: Eukaryota; Metazoa; Arthropoda; Arachnida; Scorpiones; Buthidae. The coding region runs from base 666 to 1022 and encodes 118 amino acids.
AAUAUUUAUUUCCAUCAUUUUCGUGGUCGAUAUCCCAUGCGCUAGAAUAUUUAAUGUGUUCGAAGAGCAUGCUUUUUUACUCUAAACUCUUGCCGUUAACUUGUUCUUUGUACUACGUUGCCUUGCAAUUCAGCAUCGUGAAAAGAAAAAAGUUGAAUGUCCAUAAUUCCGUGCUCAAAAGUAGGUAUGAAGAUGAAGAAAAAUGCCUUGAUAAAGCUCAACCAUAUGUACUGAUUUCGUUUUCGUACAUAGUCGUUCUACUCGCUUUGUUUGCCGUUUUAAUACCAUUAAUUGGUUAGCCAUACGUUAAUAUUGGAAAUAAAUACAAAAUUAGAGCCGUUACAUGUUUGGUCACUAUCCAAAUUUGGUUUAUGGUAACAUUUAUUCAUAUUGCCUCUAUGUUUACUAUAAGCACGCUCACUGUAUUAGUCGUAUCAAAAAGAUUAUCUAAAAUCUCCUCAGAAUUACAAAUCGUAAAUAAUGCGACAAAAUAUUACCUCCAAAAUCUAAUUGAAAAAUUUAUGGAACUAUGGGAAAUUUUUCAACAAGUAAACGAAAAAUGGGAGCUUCUUUUGCCUCUCAUUUAAACACAUUUUGUAUACGAAACCUGCUUUAUUUGGUACGGAGUCCUUUUUGCUAAGACGAAUCUUAUCGUUCGCCUAUUUAUGGCUAUAAUUGCAUUACAAUUAUUAAGUUUAAGUCUAUUAGCCUGCUGGGUAGCGUCGACUUUAACAUCGAUCAUAUACGACAAUAAUUUCAUCUCUGUCGAAAAAUAUUUCUCUGCUCCUCUGACCUUAACAUACAAGUUAAAGGUCGUUUGCUUUAUGAAGAUAUUUGGAGGAUUACCCAUUGGAAUAUCCAUUGGGGAAUUUUUCUUCGUGAAAAAGAACUUCUUGAUUCGGGCAGCCAAUGGUUUUCAUUCUGUCUUCUCUACUUUAAUUGAAGUAACAGGAGUGCUUGACAAAAAUAGAUGCACUUCAAAACUGUAUGCAGCUACCCAUAGCAAUGACACAAUUAUUUAGAAGUCACGUUUCAUAGAAGAUUGGAUCAAAUAUAUAUAUUCGUGUACCCAAGGCCUUUCAGAAAAAAUGCCAGGCCCGGGGCAACUAAUAUUUUAGAGGCCCUUCAAAAUUUAAAAUAAAGUUGUGGACAAGAAAAUAAAGUCAAUGGUAUUUAAUUUAAUAUUUUUCGGAUUAUCACAUUUAAUUAUUUUACAGAAGUUUUUUUUUUCUCGUACAGAAAUUUAGAAUUUAAUUUUAUAAAUGUUAAAAUUUAGUAGAUCACUUUUUGCCUUCUAUAUAUUCUGUCUAACAUAUUGAGUUGCCAAAUUGAGGCCCCUAAAAUUGCGAGGCCCGGGGCAGCUGCCUUUCAUGAUUGGUACUGCGUGAACCCUAUAUAAACACAAGAAAUUUUCUUAUUCAUAUCAGUAGCACUUAAUUAACUUAAAGAGUUUCUUUUAGGAAGUGUAUAAUGGAUUAACUGAAAUGUUUAAAAUCAAUAAUUGCCGUAUUAGUUGUGCAAAAUUAACGUAAAUUUGCAUC